AUGGGUGUAAGUAAAUUAGAUGUCUUGUACAGAAAGCUUCUCCUCACUAAACUUUUCAUCAGAGGAUGGGGAAAGCCAGAGGAUCUGAAAAGAAUAUUUGAAUUCAGAAAGAUUAUUGGAAACAGGGAAAAAUGCCAGACGCUGGUUUCGAAAGAUUACCCAGUGUUCAUUGACAAGGUUGAGGAGCAAUCCGACUGUAAAAUCCUUGAGGGGCACUUCAUUUCCCCGUUGGCUCAUUAUGUCCCAGGUAUCCUGCCAGUCGAAUCUCUUGUAGCAAGAUUUCAGUUCAUCAUACCCAGAAGAUGGAAUAGCAAGCACAGACCUGUGUGCAUUCAUUUAGCAGGCACUGGAGAUCAUCACUUCUGGAGGAGACGCACAUUAAUGGCACGCCCAAUGAUUAAAGAAGCCUGUAUGGCUUCCCUAUUGCUAGAAAAUCCUUAUUAUGGAUGUAGAAAACCUAAGGAUCAAUUACGGUCAUGUUUAAAAAAUGUCUCGGACCUGUUUGUGAUGGGAGGAGCUCUUGUUCUAGAGUCGGCAGCUCUUUUGCACUGGCUAGAGAGAGAAGGCUAUGGACCACUAGGGAUGACUGGAAUAUCCAUGGGAGGACAUAUGGCUUCACUGGCAGUGACAAACUGGCCUAAACCAUUGCCGUUGAUUCCGUGUCUUUCCUGGUCAACAGCUUCUGCAGUCUUUACUACGGGUGUGUUGAGCAAGGCAGUGAACUGGAGAGAGCUAGAGAAACAGUAUUUUACGCAAACGGUUUACGAAGAAGAAAUCAUUCAAAUGCUUGAAUACUGUGGAACGGAUUCUUUCAAGAUGGGACAAGACUUUGUUAAAAACUUCCCUGACAGUGUGGACAGUCUGGAGGAUGUGGACGUGACUUCCAGAAUGUUCGGCCUUGAUUCCUCAAACAAGACUGUGUCUAAAGAAGCUGUUCACAGCUUUACCACAAGUAAAAGUACUCUAAGUGCCUCAUCAGAAAGACUCUUAAUACAAGAUGCUCCUAAAAUGCAGUGCAUAAAUCAAACAUUUUCAACCAGUAGCAAUAGCAAUAAAAACUUAACCAGCCCACAAGGACACAGGAUAAAUAAAAGAAGGAAGAGUGACACUUUACAGAGAGAAUCCUUAAGGUUCAUGAAAGGAGUGAUGGAUGAAUGUACCCAUGUAGCUAACUUCUCAGUUCCAGUUGACCCAAGUUUAAUCAUAGUUGUGCAAGCUAAGGAGGAUGCAUAUAUUCCUCGAACUGGGGUGCGCAGUCUUCAAGAAAUCUGGCCCGGAUGUGAAAUUAGGUAUCUGGAUGGAGGUCAUGUCAGUGCCUACCUCUUCAAACAAGGACUCUUUAGACAAGCAAUUUAUGAUGCAUUCGACCGCUUUCUUCAGAAAUAUGCAGUUUAAAAAUCUUCAUAAUGUAUUCAAACUGAUCUCAUUUGUACUUCCGCUUACUGGAACUCACGUUUGGAAGACAAGCCUCUUGCAACGUUGAUUAGAUGGUCACUGACUUUGACUGUUGUAGGUAACAGUUAUCAAAAAUGGUAAAGUACCAGCAUUACUUCCAUUUCAACCAAAUGCCAUUCUGACACACUUGGUUCAGCUUUACCUGUGAAAAAACAAUGGCAGCAGUUGUUAGUGCAUGAAUGGUUCAUGUACUUCAUGUUUAAUCCCACUGUGUAUUCCUUUAAUUCUGAAUAAAUUCUGAGUUAUAUCAGCUGAAAACAGACCAAUCCAAGUACUGAAAGAAUGUAAAAUUUGCUGUAGG
This is a messenger RNA of Pelecanus crispus (Dalmatian pelican), 1756 nucleotides long. RefSeq names its product abhydrolase domain containing 18 (gene ABHD18). Lineage: Eukaryota; Metazoa; Chordata; Aves; Pelecaniformes; Pelecanidae. The record is from RefSeq and is a predicted model, not a curated record.